AUGGACCUCGCCACGGCGGCCUUGCGCUCCCUCCUCCCCAAGCUGGCCGAGCUCAUCCACGGAGAAUACAAGCUGCAGAAGGGCGUGAAGAAAGAUGUGCAAUUUCUAGAGAGGGAGAUGACGAGCAUAGACGCCGCCCUCCGCAAAGUGGCCAUGGUGCCGCAUGACAAGCUCGACGACAACUCCAAGAUCUGGGCCAAUCAAGUCAGGGAGCUGUCGUACGAGAUGGAGGAUGUCGUUGAAAGCUUCCUGGUGGGCGUCCAGGGCUUCGAGCCCGCCGCUAACCCUGACGGCUUCAAAGGGUUCGUGAAGAAGGUGGCUAACCUGUUCACGAAAGGCAAGGCGCGCCACCAGAUCGCCAAUGCAAUCAAAAGCAUCAAGGACCAGGUCCAGGAGGUGGCGGAUCGACGUGACAGGUACAAGAUUGAUGAUCUUCAGGCAAGUCUAGCUGCUACAACCAUGGUUGAUCCUCGUCUGAUGGCUCAGUUCAAAGAUCACAAAGAGCUUGUUGGCAUCGAGGGGCCAAGAGAUGAGCUAAUCAAGAGGCUGGUAGAUGAAGAUGAUUGUGAGUCCAAGCAGCAGCUGAAGAUACUCUCGAUCUUCGGAUUUGGAGGAGUUGGCAAGACAACUCUUGCCAGAGCAGUUUACGACAAGAUACAAGCACAAUUCGUAUGCAAGGCUUUUUUUUCGGUGGGUCAAAAUCCCAACCUGAAGAAUGUUCUCAUAGGUAUUCUCCUCCGACUUGACAAAGACACUUGUUCCAAUCCGACAAUGUUAGAUGAUGUGCUGCUCAUUGAAAAACUCCGAGGGCUGCUUGGGAACAAGAGGUACCUCAUCAUCAUUGAUGAUAUAUGGGAUAUGAGUUCAUGGGAUAUAAUCAAAUGUGCUUUUAUUGAUAGCAAGUGUGAAAGCAGGGUAAUCAUAACUACUCGUAUCUUUGAAGUGGCGAAAGAGGCAAGUGAUAUUUACAAGCAAGAACCUCUUUCUCCUGGUAGAUCGAAGGAAUUGUUCUGUAUGAGAUUAUCUAUUGGCAAAAGCAAAAGCCCUUAUCAUGAAUCGGUUAAGAUAUCUGAGAAGAUAUUGCAGAAAUGUGGUGGUAUACCGCUAGCUAUCAUUACAAUAGCUAGCUUGUUGGCUAGUAAACCAGUAACAGAUUGGCCUGGGGUCUAUGACUCUAUUGGUUUUGGGAAUGAAGAUAACAAAGAAGUGGAUACCACAAGAAAGAUAUUGCUAUAUAGCUACUAUGAUCUUCCAUAUUAUCCACGGCUUUGCCUAUUGCACCUAGGUAUAUACCCCGAAGAUUUUGAGAUCAGAAAAGACAAUUUAAUUUGGAAGUGGGUGGCUGAAGGAUAUGUGCAUGAGGAACCAGGAAAAGGAUUAUUUGAGGUUGGAGAGAGAUACUUCAACUUGCUCAUAGAUAGAAGUAUGAUCCAGGCAGUAGAGAAGCCAUAUUACAGCAUAAUAUAUGCUUGUCAUGUGCAUGAUUUGGUGCUUGAUAUGAUUCAUUUUCUAUCAGAAGACGAAGGUUUUGUUACUGCAUCGAACAGUAACAGGACAUCUCUGUGCAUCACUGCUCGUAGGUUAGCCAUAAAUAGUGAAGCCAUAGAGCAGAAUGGAUAUGUGGCUAACUCGAGCAUGCAGCAAGUGAGGUCAUAUAAUGCCACCAUGUGUCAAUUUAGUAUGUUGCCAUUGCUUUCAAACUUUAAAGCUCUGCGUGUGUUGGCUUUAGAAGAGUGCACUUUCAUGGGAAGUGAGCAAUUCUCUAUGAAGCCGGAAGAUUCUCCUUAUCAUCUUAAGCAUCUUGGUAGGCUGAUUCACAUAAGGUACCUUGGGAUAUCGGACCAGCUUGAGAGCUUAGAGGUCCCUGAAGAAAUUGGGGACCUAAGGUUUUUGCAGGUACUGGACUUGGGCAGAAGUGGCAUAAAAAAACUGCCUCAAAGUGUUGGUCGGCUAACACAAUUGAAGUGCCUGCACUUUGGCGGUUCUAGCAUGGGGGUGUUGGACUGGACGAAUCUAACAUCUCUGGAAGCGCUACAGUUGCACCAUGUCUCUCCAGACUUUCUGAAAGAGCUGGGCAAGCUGAAGGAGCUGAGAGAGUUGAACCUAUACUUUGAAGAGGACGAUAAUAUGUUGUUCAAAGAUUUGGUGGGACGUGUUGCCAAUCUGCAAAAACUUCAAGUCAUAAGGGUUACUUGUUGGUAUCAAGAGGAUCCUGAGCUGUGGUCUGAUUACGCUGGCCCUGUGGCCCUUGGGCACCUGCGUCAUCUAACACUGCAUGUCCUGCUUCCUGUGCUGCCAGUGUGGAUUAACUCCUCAUGCCUCCCGAACCUCUGCCACUUGGAUAUGAACCUGAUAGCUAUGGAGUCGCAGGAUAUGGAGAUCCUCGGGUGGUUCUCAGAGCUCAUUACUCUAUGCAUUCGUUGCGAUGAUGGCGUUGUUUUUCCUGACACCAUGGAGGAGGGUGCAUUUCCCAAGUUGAGAUACUUGAAUCUGGAAAAUUCUGACCAACCCAGAUUUGUACGGGGAGCAAUGUCCAGCCUUGAGUAUAUUGAGUUCAUUGGCCUGGUACCGACCUAUGGCUUGGACUUUCAUAGCCUGGUGAACCUCCCUCGUCUUGAGAAAGUUGAUGUUGAAAUCGAUGGCAAAACUGCCAUGGGUAUCGACGUGCUGCAGGCACAUGCGUCGUUGAAGCAAGCGGUUGAGAUCCAUCCCAACCAUCCCGCACUCAAUGUACGUACUGACAUCAUUCGAGCCAUGGACCUUGCGACGGUGGCCAUGGGCUCCCUCCUCCCCAAGUUAUUCGAGCUCCUCCACGGAGAAUACAAGCUGCAAAUGGGCGUGAAGAAAGAUGUAGAAUUUCUCGAGAGGGAGAUGAGGAGCAUAGACGCCGCACUCCGCAAAGUGGCCAUGGUGCCGCGUGACAAGCUCGAUGACAACUCCAAGAUCUGGGCCGGUGAUGUUAGGGAGCUGGCAUACGAGAUGGAGGAUGUCGUUGAACGCUUCAUGGUGGGCGUCCACGGCUUUGAACCAGCUGCUAACCAAGACAGCUUCAAAGGGUUCGUGAAGAAGGUGUCCAACUUGUUCACAGAAGGCAAGACCCGACACCAGAUCGCUAAUGCGAUCAAGGCCAUCAAGGAUCAGAUUCAAGAGGUGACGGAUCAGCGUGACUGGUACAAGAUUGAUGAUGUUGAGGCAAGUCUAGCUGCUACAACCAUUGUUGACCCACGGCUGAUGGCUCAGUUCAAAGAUCAGAGAGAGCUUGUUGGCAUCGAGGAGCCAAGGGACGAGCUAAUCAAGAGACUGGCAAAUGGAGAUGACUUUGUGUCCAAGCAGCAGCUCAAGAUACUCUCAAUUUUUGGAUCUGGAGGACUUGGCAAGACAACUCUUGCCAAAGCAGUUUAUAAUAAGUUGCAAACGGAAUUUGAAUGCAAGGCUUUUUAUUUGGUGGGUCAAAAUCCUAACCUGGAGAAUGUUCUCAUGGGUAUUUUCAGCCAAGUCGACAAAGCCUCUUGUUCCAAUGCAACAAUCUUGGAUGUGCGCCUUCUUAUUAUUAAACUCCGAGAGCUGCUUGUGAACAAGAGGUACCUCAUCGUCAUUGAUGAUAUAUGGGAUAUGGGUUUAUGGGAUCUAAUCAAAUGUGCUUUCAUUGAUAGUAAAUGCGGAAGUAGAGUAAUCACAACUACUCGUAUUUAUGAAGUGGCAAAAGCGGCACGUGACAUUUACUGCUUAGAAGCCCUUUCUCCUGGUAAAUCAAAGGAAUUGUUCAGUUUGAGAUUAUCUGUUGGUAAAAGCAAAAACCCUUGUGAUCCACCGGUUAAGAUAUCUGAAAAGAUAUUGCAGAAAUGUGGUGGGAUACCGCUAGCUAUCAUUACAAUAGCUAGCUUAUUGGCUAGUAAACCAGUAACAGAUUGGUCAGAGGUGUAUGACUCCAUUGGUUUUGGGAAUGAAGAUAACCAAGAAGUGUAUAACACAAGAAAGAUAUUGCUACAUAGCUACUAUGAUCUUCCAUAUUAUCCACGGAUAUGCUUAUUACACUUAAGCAUAUACCCUGAAUAUUAUGAGAUAGAUAAAGACAUUUUAAUAUGGAAGUGGGUAGCCGAAGGAUAUGUCCCUGAGGAACCAGGAAAAGGGCUAUUUGAGGUUGGAGAGAGAUACUUCAACAUGCUGAUAGAUAGAAGUAUGAUCCAGGCAGUAGAGUAUCCAUAUCAUAGCAUCAUAUAUGCUUGCCGUGUGCAUGAUUUGGUCCUUGAUAUGAUCCAUUUUGUGUCAAAGGAAGAAAGUGCUGUUACUUUCGUGAAGAGUAAUAGGAAACUCACAUCUUCGCAUAGCACCACUCGUAGGUUAGCCAUACAAAAUGAGCAGGAUGGAUCUGUGGCUAACAUGAGCAUGCAUCAAGUGAGGUCAUAUAAUGCCACCAUGUGUCAUUUCAGCAUGUUGCCAUUGCUUUCAAACUUUAAAGCUCUACGUGUGUUGGCUUUAGAAGAGUGCACUUUCAUGGGAAGUGAGCAAUUCUCCAUGAAGCCCGAAGAUUCUCCUUAUCAUCUCAAGCAUCUUGAGAGGCUGAUUCACCUGAGGUACCUUGGAAUAUCGGACCAGCUUGAGAGCUUAGAGGUCCCUGAAGAAAUUGGGGACCUAAGGUUUUUGCAGGUACUGGACUUGGGCAGAAGUGGCAUAAAAAAACUGCCUCAAAGUGUUGGUCGGCUAACACAACUAAAGUGCCUGCGCUUUCCUGGUUCUAGCAUGGAGGUGUUGGACUGCACGAAUCUAACAUCUCUGGAAGAGCUAAAAUUGCACACUGUCUCUACAGACUUUCUGAAGGGGCUGGGCAAGCUGAAGGAGAUGAGAGUGUUCGAAGUACUCUUUGAGGAGCAUGAUAAUAUGUUGUUCAAAGAUUUGAUGGGAAAUCUUGCCAAUCUGCAAAAACUUCAAGUCAUAAUGGUUGAUUGUUGGAGUCGAGAUUGUAAGCAGUGGUCUGGUUACGCGGGCUCUGUGGCCCUUGGCCACCUCCGUCAUCUGACAGUGCAUGGCCUGCUUCCUGGGCUGCCAGUGUGGAUUAACACCUCAUGCCUCCCGAACCUCUGCCACUUGAAUAUGAAAUUGAAGGCUAUGGAACCGCAGGAUAUGGAGAUCCUCGGGAGGUUCUCAGAGCUCAUUACACUACGCAUUCGUUGCAAGGAUGGCGCUGUUUUUCCUGACACCAUGGAGGAGGGUGCAUUCCCCAAGUUGAGAUACCUGGAACUGGAAAAUUCUAACCAACCCAGAUUUGUACGGGGAGCAAUGUCCAGCCUUGAGUGUUUUGAGUUCAUCGGCCUGGUAGGGACCAAUGGCUUGGACUUUCAUAGCCUGAUGAACCUCCCUCGUCUCGAGAAAGUUGACGCUGAAAUCGAAGGAAAAACUGGCAUGGAUACCGACGUGCAGCAGGCACGUGCAUCGUUGAAGCAUGCAGUUGAGAUCCAUCCCAACCAUCCAACACUCAAUAUUCGCGGUAGGCAAAUGGAUGAUUGA
Molecule: messenger RNA, 5505 nt
Organism: Triticum turgidum subsp. durum (durum wheat)
Lineage: Eukaryota; Viridiplantae; Streptophyta; Magnoliopsida; Poales; Poaceae
Source: the annotation of a GenBank genome assembly